This is a messenger RNA of Cryphonectria parasitica EP155, 987 nucleotides long. RefSeq lists its product as uncharacterized. Bases 1 to 987 code for a protein of 328 amino acids. The transcript has 5 exons. NCBI's taxonomy places the organism in Eukaryota, Fungi, Ascomycota, Sordariomycetes, Diaporthales, Cryphonectriaceae. The record is from RefSeq and is a predicted model, not a curated record.
AUGCCCCCGAAAACAGCGAAGAGGAAGACCAAGUCUACCACGGGACAAGAGGAUGAUCCGUGGGGCCCUCCGCAGGAGCAGCCGGAAAAGAAGAGACGCGCACUGGCAUCGCGGACCAAGAACGACGACAAGGAUCCAGGACCCGAGACCAAUAAACACGCUGACACUCCGCAAAGGCAGUUCCAAUCCUGGGCCGAAUGGCAGAGCAAAUUCAAAGACAAGGAGAGAAACGACAGGAUUCAGUUUGCCGACAAGUUCAAGAAGGAUAUCGAGACCAAGCGGGAGAUUGCCGAGACUCUCCUCGGCAAGUCUAGCGAAGACCUAAACGAGGCGGCCUGUAGGUACGGCAAGCUUCUCAACAAGGCUUGCGCCGGUAUCGAGCGUUCUGCAAGAUCUGGCACUACCAAGGAACAUGCGCUGAACUCUCCUAAAGAUGAAUCACUGGCUAAGUCUAGCCGAGAAAUUUUGCAGACCUGCCGUGACCUAGUCGCCGCCCACGAACAGGCCAACGUCAGGACUGUAGCGCAGGGGAAUAUGCAACUCAAAGAAAUGCGAGCUAUAUGGAGCGAAGACGUGUCACAGGCGGAGAAAGUCCUGCUCUACGGUGCUCAGUAUGGCGAGAGGAUCAUCGAGCAUAACGUCGACCUCUUAGCGAAUGUUGAAGAACGGAGUCACUUGCUGACUCCACCCUGGGAUGCCUUGAAGGGGCCAGGUCAGAUAGCAUUGGACAUGCAUCUGAAGAGCGCCGAGAAGUUGAUGAAGGGCUCGCCAACCUGGGGAGAACAGGCCGUCAUCUGUGUGGACAAGCUAAUGGACAUCAUUGCUCUACUUUACCAGGCGUUUGGGAGUCUAGUGAGUAUAAUCCAGACACCUGGCUUGGGCAUGGCCAAGGCCUACGGUAUCAGUCAGAGUCGAUUCGUUAGUGGACAAGGUCUAUUAGCCGUUCUACUGGAGGAUCAGGCUCAGGCUUUUGAAGUCACUGACUAG